AGAGGGCGCUGGUUAGCCAGAGGGGAAGAAGAGCGUUUGCCUUGGACUCAGUACCGCCUUCGUACUGGGUGGCCGGGGUGACCACUGCACAGAGGGCGGCAGCAGCCAUGGCGACCAGACCGGGGCCUUUGACUGAGUGGCCAUGGCAGAGGCUCGGCAACUUCAAGUACCUGGUGAUGGCGCCCGUGGUGGUCCAUGGCGCGCACCGGGUGAUGACCAAGGGUUGGGGCGACAUCGACCUCGCCUACGCGCUCAUCCUGCCGUCGCUGCUGCUCCGGAUGAUCCACAACCAGAUCUGGAUCAGCCUCUCCCGCUACCAGACCGCCCGCAGCAAGCACCGCAUCGUCGACCGCGGCAUCGAGUUCGACCAGGUCGACCGCGAGCGUGGAUGGGACGACCAGAUCAUCUUCAACGGGCUGCUGUUCUACGCGGGGUACCUGGCGAUGCCGAGCGUGAGGGGGUUCCCGCUGUGGAGGACGGACGGCGCCGUCAUGACGGCGCUGCUCCACGCCGGGCCAGUCGAGUUCCUCUACUACUGGUUCCACCGCGCGCUGCACCACCAUUUCCUCUACUCGCGCUACCACUCCCACCACCACGCCUCCAUCGUCACCGAGCCCAUCACCUCGGUUAUCCAUCCUUUUGGUGAACACGUGGUCUAUUUCACGCUCUUUGCAAUCCCGAUGUUGUCCACAAUUUACAUGGGAAAUGGUUCUGCCCUCGUCUUUGUGUUGUAUAUUGUUUACAUUGACUUCAUGAACAACAUGGGACAUUGCAAUUUUGAGUUGGUGCCGAAGUGGGCUUUUCAAGUCUUUCCUCCUCUCAAGUACCUCAUGUACACUCCAUCGUUUCAUUCCCUACACCACACACAGUUCCGCACAAACUAUUCACUGUUCAUGCCAUUUUAUGACUACAUAUACAGCACUAUGGACAAGUCAUCGGACGAGCUGUAUGAGAACUCACUCAAAGGAACAGAGGAGACACCUGACCUUGUUCAUCUCACACAUAUGACGAACUUGCAAUCGGCAUAUCAUCUAAGGAUAGGAUUCGCCUCCAUAGCGUCCAAACCAUCUGAAAACUCUGAGUGGUAUAUGUGGACGCUGUGGCCCUUGGCAUGGCUGUCAAUGGUAGUUGCAUGGAUGUAUGGGUCAUCUGCAUUCGUGGUUGAGAGAAUCAAACUAAAGAAGCUGAAGAUGCAAACAUGGGUGAUACCAAGAUACAACUUCCAGUAUGCCCUGACGUGGGAAAGAGAAUCGAUCAAUGACUUAAUUGAAAAGGCGAUACUAGAUGCUGAUGUAAGGGGGGUUAAAGUGCUGAGCCUUGGACUAUUAAAUCAGACAAAAGAGCUCAAUGGAGCAGGAGAAUUAUUUAGACAAAAAUAUCCAAAAUUAGGGGUUCAACUUGUCGAUGGAAGUGGCUUGGCAACUGCAGUGGUGCUAAAAAGUAUCCCUUUAGAUGCAAAGCAAGUCUUCCUCCAGACAGGGACUUCCAAGAUAGCCCGUGCUAUUGCUAUAACAUUAUGUGGUAGGGGUAUCCAGGUGAUCAUGAAUCGAAAGAAAGAGUAUGAUAUCCUCAAGCCACAGAUUCCAGAGAACAGAGCAAGCUAUUUGAAAUGUUCCAGCGAUGACAUGCCCAAGAUUUGGCUAGUAGAUUGCAUCGAUGCUAAAGAACAACUGGUGGCACCAAAAGGAACAGUAUUCAUUCCCAUAUCACAGUUCCCCACUAAGAAAGUUCGCAAGGACUGCACUUACCUGAGUACUCCAGCAAUGAAGAUCCCAGAGGCGAUGCAGAACAUACACUCCUGCGAGAAUUGGCUGCCGAGAAGGGUGAUGAGCGCGUGGCAUAUUGCCGGAAUACUUCACGUCCUGGAAGGGUGGAGCAUGCAUGAGUGUGGAGAUAGCAUGAUGGACAUCGAGAAGACAUGGUCGGCUGCUACAAGACACGGAUUCGUCCCUCUGACGAAAGCUUGAUGACGGCCGGGGAGAUGAUGAUGCUAAGAUGGCACUGGAAAUUGGUGCAAAACUGCAAUUGAACCGAAGUAGUACAGUAGUACUAUCUUUGCUUGGUAGGAAUUCCAUAGCCCAUAGGCUAUGAUCUAUCAGCCAUCUACGGCUGGGUUUGGCUCUUACGAAGGCGCAAUGUGAACGUCGACCUUAAUUACAUUAUAUUACUAUACCUUUGGUGUCUUGA
This is a messenger RNA of Brachypodium distachyon (stiff brome), 2187 nucleotides long. Its product is annotated as protein ECERIFERUM 1. The record is from RefSeq and is a predicted model, not a curated record. Gene Ontology annotation, biological process: lipid biosynthetic process. Gene Ontology annotation, molecular function: oxidoreductase activity; iron ion binding. Bases 108 to 1967 code for a protein of 619 amino acids. NCBI's taxonomy places the organism in Eukaryota, Viridiplantae, Streptophyta, Magnoliopsida, Poales, Poaceae. The transcript has 10 exons.